Messenger RNA from Arachis ipaensis, 1510 nucleotides. NCBI's taxonomy places the organism in Eukaryota, Viridiplantae, Streptophyta, Magnoliopsida, Fabales, Fabaceae. The record is from RefSeq and is a predicted model, not a curated record.
UAGCACUUAUGAGGAAGCGGCUGCACAAGAAUGUUGGAGAAAGGCAAUACAAGAUGAAUUGACAGCUCUAGAUCAGAACAGAACUUGGUGUCUCACUGAACUCCCAAAAGACAAGAAGGCUGUGGGUUGCAAAUGGGUUUUUCGGGUAAAAUUCAAUCCCGAUGGCACCAUAGAGAGGCACAAAGCGAGGCUAGUUGCAAAAGGAUUCACUCAAGUGCAAGGAGUAGAUUAUGGUGAUACUUUUAGUCCAGUUGUCAAAAUGACUACCCUACGAGUAAUGUUAGCAUUAGCAGCGGCAAAGAAAUGGCAUUUGAAACAGCUGGACGUCAACACUGCCUUCCUUCAUGGAGAUUUGGACAAGGAAGUUUAUAUGAAGAUUCCACCCGGUUUGGCUGUGUCACAACCAGGUUUGGUUUGUAAAUUACAAAAAUCUCUAUAUGGGCUUAAGCAAGCAAGCAGGCAAUGGAACAUUAAGCUCACUCAGACUCUUGUGGAUGCUGGUUAUAAGCAGUUUUUUGAUAAUCAUUCACUAUUCAUCAAGAAACAAUCUGAAAGCUUCACUGCCAUUCUAGUAUAUGUUGAUGACUUGGUUUUAACCGGGAAUGACAUUGGUGAAAUCAAUUCCAUCAAGAAAGAUUUGGAUGACAAAUUCAAAAUAAAGGAUCUUGUUGAUCUCAAAUACUUCUUAGGAAUGGAAGUAGCACGCUCUAACUCUGGAAUUCACAUUUAUCAGCGGAAGUACACCAUGGACCUUCUCAGAGAUUUUGGUUAUCUAGAUUGCAAGCCUCUCUCUACUCCAUUUGAUUAUAGUCAGAAACUCUCAAAGGAAUCAGGUACCAUUUUAAUAGACAACACUAUUUACAGACAGCUCAUCGGCCGACUCCUUUACCUCACAAACACUAGACCCGAUAUCUCUUCUGCUGUGGGACGUUUGAGCCAAUUUUUGGACUGUGCAACCACUUCUCACCUACAGGCUGCUUUUCGUGUACUCCGAUAUUUAAAAGGCCGACCUGCAACUGGUCUCUUCUUCUCCUCUACUUCUAAUCUGCAUCUCACUGGAUUUGCCGACGCUGACUGGGCUACCUGUGCCGAUACUCGUCGCUCCGUUUCCGGUUAUUGCUUCAUGCUUGAGAACUCACUCAUUAGCUGGAAGAGUAAGAAGCAAACCACAGUUGCCAAGUCCUCUGCAGAAGCUGAAUAUAGGUCUCUUGCUGUUGCCACUUGUGAAGCUAGUUGGUUAUCUUUCUUAAUGGAUUUCAUUGGCUUGCCGCUUCAAAAGUCUAUCACUCUAUUCUGUGACAACCAGUCAGCUAUUCACAUUGCCAAUAAUCCCAUCUUUCAUGAAAGAACUAAACAUAUUGAAGUGGACUGCCAUAUUGUUCGUGAAAAGUAUUUGUCUGGUCUCACCAUCUUAUGUCAGUUCGUUCCAAGGAUCAACUUGCUGAUUUUCUUACCAAAGUUCUGCCACCGGGUCCUUUUCUUGCUAAUGUUUCCAAGCUAUGAUUGUUAG